Messenger RNA from Mytilus californianus (California mussel), 648 nucleotides. RefSeq lists its product as uncharacterized. The coding region runs from base 36 to 557 and encodes 173 amino acids. The transcript is spliced from 5 exons. Lineage: Eukaryota; Metazoa; Mollusca; Bivalvia; Mytilida; Mytilidae. The record is from RefSeq and is a predicted model, not a curated record.
AGCAGCAUCAACACGCAAGACCACUCAAUUGCAAUAUGACGUCAAUUCAGAUGUUACUCGCAGUCAUUGUGAUCGCCGCUCUGUGUGGAACAGGUUACUCUGGCAAUAACCAGCCAAAAUGUUACAAAAAGGGAGGAUAUUGCGGGAGUAGAAGUUGUCGCAAAGGCUUCAUAUGUGCCAAGAGGUACACAUACGGGUGUCCAAGCGGCACAAAAUGUUGUCUUCGUAAAAAAUCUCAUAUCGCUUACACGGGACAUCUUGAUAACAGAGGUAGAGGAUAUUGCACUAAUAGUGGAUGUCGAUCAGGAUAUAAUUAUUAUGACAACAAAGGGUAUUGUAAAUAUGGCAGUAAGUCUUACAAGUAUGAUUGCCACUCUUAUGCAGGAUGCUGUCUCCCAAGUAACCCUUACAGCAAAUUCAAGUACUACUGCACCAACGAUAAAGGAUGUCCAAAAAAUUACUAUUUUUAUAACAACCAUGGCUCCUAUUAUUAUAAUAGCAAGGACUAUUACAAUUGUCAUUCUUAUAAAGGAUGCUGUAUUCGUGGUUACAAAUAGUCGACUCCAUAUUGAAACAGUUCGUCGAACAGAAGAUCCAAAAGUGCAAUCAAUAUUUGAUUAUGAUUUUGAAUAAAUGUUUUGUGACAUA